Trichoderma reesei QM6a is the source of this 1572-nucleotide messenger RNA. RefSeq lists its product as uncharacterized. The annotation marks the transcript as partial. Lineage: Eukaryota; Fungi; Ascomycota; Sordariomycetes; Hypocreales; Hypocreaceae. The transcript has 2 exons. The record is from RefSeq and is a predicted model, not a curated record.
CCAGCAACAAAACAUUCGUUCACACACAUUCACUCUUUUAAAAAAUCCUUGUUCUUAUAACUACUUUUACGUAGUUUUCCAUCUUCUUUAAUACACUCGCUCUCAAACACACACACACACACACACACAAACCCCAAUCUUCAUUAAAAGAAACAAUCAAACAAAAUCAAAAUGCGUACCGCUCAGGCAGUCCUCGUUUCCCUCGUCGGCAUGGCCGCCGCAGGCAGCAUCUACCUGCCUCCUCCUCAGGACAACGCCGCCGUGGCUGACGGUGCCUGGGAGCAGCAGGUUGAGGUCCCCACGUACGAGAUCAAGCCUCAGAAGCACGAGGACCACAAGGAGAAUGCUUACCCUACUCCUGAUGAGGGCAACAAGCAGUGGGGCCACGGCGAUGAGGAGGAGAAGAAGAAGGGUGAGGAAGAGAAGGGUGCCAAGGAGUGGGAGCACCACGGUGAGGAAGAGGACAAGAAGAAGGAGAAGGAUCCCAAGGAGUGGGAGCACCACGAUGACAAGGACAAGUCCAAGGAGGGCGAGUCCAAGGAGUGGGAGAACAAGGACGACAAGAAGAAGGAGGAUGAGAAGAAGAAGGAGGGUGAGAGCAAGGAGUGGGAGAACAAGGACGACAAGAAGAAGGAGGAUGACAAGAAGAAGGAGGGUGAGAGCAAGGAGUGGGAGAACAAGGAUGACAAGAAGAAGGAGGACGACAAGAAGAAUGAGUGGGAGAACAAGGACGACAAGGCCAAGGAGGACGACAAGAAGAAGGAGGACGACAAGAAGAACGAGUGGGAGAACAAGGACAAGGAGGCCGAGGGCAAGGAGUGGGAGGCCAGCAAGGGCCAGUGGCAGAACGGCGGCCACGAGUGGAAGCAGCACAACCAGACCGCCGUCACCACCACAAAGGUCGUCUCCCAGUACACCACCUACUGCCCCGAGCCCACGACCUUCACCUUCAACCAAAAGACCUUCACCGUCACUGAGGCCACCACAAUCACAAUCACCGACUGCCCCUGCACCGUCGUCGAGCCCUGCGAGACCGGCGCCGUCAAGCCUUCCCACAUCGAGGUCAAGCCUGCUCCUCCCGUCCACAGCGGCAACGCCAAGCCCGAGGAGCCCAAGCCUCACGGCGGCGAGGGCGAGGACUGGAACAACAAGUCCCACGGCGGCGAGGGCAAGCCCACUCCUCCCCCCGUCGUCAUCAGCGGCGCCGCCGACAAGCUCGUCCACAUUGGCGCUGCCAUCUUUGGCGCCCUGCUCGUCGGCGUCGUUGCCCUGUAAGCGUCUUUGCUGCCUUGAAGAUUGGAAAGUUCAUGGUGAGCAUUGCAUUAGACAGGAGAAGGGGAGUCUUUGGGACUUUGAGGAUGAUGAUGACGAUGAUGAGGUUUGGGGUAGUCACGAGAGAGAUAAAAUGACAGAGACGGUCUUGUUCUUCUUCUUUAUUCAUUGUUGCCUUUUGUUCUUUUUGGAGAUGAGAUGGUGGGGGUUUGUGGUUUUUUCUUCUUUUCUGGGGAUAGAUUUUGUCAACACUUAUGACCUGUUUAUCAAUCCGGGGUGUGUGGAUGAUAUCAGGUCUUU